AUGUCCCUUUUGUAUGCAAACGAGCAAUAAUCAUUAAGAGAACAGAUUUUCAAAAUUAAGGAUAAAUUGUUAUCUUUAUCUUAAGACUUAAGCAACUAUCAUGCAGAUAUCUAAGAAUCAAAUAGUACUGCUCAUUUUAGGACUCAAGAUGAUGAACAAUCUCCUUAAUAAAUAAAUCAUGAAAAUGAAGAAAAGUGUAUCAUAACAUGAUAAUUAGCAUUUUCAUAAUUGAAUUUUGUUGAUAAAAAUAAAUAAGUAUCAAACUAAUGUCAUCAAUUCAAAAAACUCAAGCCUCUUUUUAAAGUUCCAGAUAGGUCCAUAAAAAUUGACCCAUUGAUCAAAAGUUCUAUUAAGAAGCAACCCCCUUUAGAAUAAAUUAGAGUUUAUUCUUCUGGAAGACCACCUUAGAUUUUAAGAUACAGUUUAUAAAGAGAAGCAAGGAUAUAUUUGAUGUCACCUCAUAGAAUGAACUUUUCAUAACGAAUUUCAUUUUCCCCUGCCAAAAGACUUUGAUUUUAUUUUUACUUUCUAU
Paramecium primaurelia is the source of this 532-nucleotide messenger RNA. The record is from the annotation of a GenBank genome assembly. NCBI's taxonomy places the organism in Eukaryota, Ciliophora, Oligohymenophorea, Peniculida, Parameciidae.